AACCCACCGAAUCAAGCUGUGCAGAAGAAUUCAUGCUUCCGCACUUGGCUAAAUGCAAUCUCAAUUUGUAUUGCGUGUAAUCAACAAUGCGACAGCUUCAAGAUCCAACCCUCGUGCGGCGGAGCAGAACUGUUUAGCGCUGCUUCAGGCCUGUAAUUUGCUACCGAAGCUCACCCAAAUCCACGCUCACAUCUUCAAAUUGGGCCUCCACAACAACCCGCUCGUCCUCACCAAAUUCGUCUCCAUUUCCUCUGUUAUCAAUGCCACCGAUUACGCUGCCUCCUUCUUGUUCUCUGCCGAAGCCGAUACUCGGCUUUACGAUGCGUUUCUAUUCAAUACUCUCAUUAGAGCUUUUGCCCAAACUGGUCACUCGAAGGCUAGGGCACUGUCUUUGUAUGGUAUUAUGCUUCACGAUGGGAUUUUGCCUAAUAAAUUCACUUACCCUUUUGUUUUGAAAGCUUGUGCUGGCCUUGAGGUUUUGAGUUUGGGUCAAUCGGUUCAUGGGUCGGUGGUGAAAUUUGGGUUUGAUCAUGAUGUUCAUGUUCAGAAUACUAUGGUUCAUAUGUACUCUUGUUGCGCUGAUGGGAUAAUUUUUGCCCGCAAGGUGUUCGAUGAAAUGCCCAAGUCAGAUUCUGUGACUUGGAGUGCGAUGAUUGGAGGGUAUGCUCGUGUGGGGCGCUCCACUGAAGCAGUGGCCUUAUUUAGGGAGAUGCAAAUGGCGGAGGUUUUCCCGGAUGAGAUCACUAUGGUCUCUGUUCUUUCUGCUUGUACUGAUUUGGGUGCGCUUGAACUUGGGAAAUGGAUUGAAGCUUAUAUAGAGAGACAAGGAAUUCAGAAACCAGUAGAGGUUAGCAAUGCACUUAUUGAUAUGUUUGCAAAGUGUGGCGAUAUUGGUAAAGCUUUGAAGUUAUUUAGAGUUAUGAGUGAAAAAACAAUAGUUUCUUGGACUUCUGUGAUUGUUGGCAUGGCAAUGCAUGGCCGUGGCCAGGAGGCUAUUUGUUUGUUUGAGGAGAUGAUAGGUUCGUCCGGUGUUGCUCCAGACGAUGUCGCCUUUAUCGGGUUGCUUUCUGCUUGCAGCCAUUCGGGACUAGUCGAAAGAGGUAGAGAAUAUUUCAGUUCUAUGAUGAAGAAAUACAAGCUUGUUCCUAAGAUAGAACAUUAUGGAUGCAUGGUGGACAUGUAUUGCAGGACUGGACUUGUGAAGGAGGCUCUUGAGUUCGUUCAUAACAUGCCGAUCGAGCCAAACACGGUGAUUUUACGAACGCUAGUCAGUGCUUGCCGUGGUCAUGGUGAAUUCAAGCUUGGAGAAAAGAUCACCAAACUGUUAAUGAGACAUGAGCCUAUGCAUGAGUCAAACUAUGUUUUGCUUUCCAACAUUUAUGCAAAGAUGUUCAAUUGGGAGAAGAAGGCCAAAAUUAGAGAAGUGAUGGAAGUGAAAGGCAUGAAAAAGGUUCCAGGGAGCACCAUGAUUGAGAUAGAUAAUGAAAUCUAUGAAUUUGUUGCUGGUGAUAAAUCUCAUAAACAGUUCAAGGAAAUUUACGCGAUGGUGGAUGAGAUGGGGCGAGAGAUGACGAAAUCUGGAUAUCGACCUUCGACAUCGGAAGUUUUGCUCGAUAUCAAUGAAGAAGACAAAGAAGAUACUUUGAAUAGGCAUAGUGAAAAACUGGCUAUUGCAUUUGGUCUUCUUAAUACUCCACCUGGAACUCCGAUUCGAAUCGUAAAGAAUUUGCGAGUUUGCACCGAUUGCCACUCCGCUUCGAAGUUCAUCUCUAAGAUUUAUGAUCGUGAAAUCAUAAUGAGGGACCGUAAUCGGUUUCACCAUUUCAAGGCUGGGCUGUGCUCGUGUGGAGAUUUCUGGUGAAGUUAAAAUAGCGCCACCAACAUGUCUUCCAGAAUCGAUGUAACAGUCCAAGCACACCACUAACAGAAUUCAGCCACGUUCAGUUGCUUUUGCUUGGAAGAUUUCUUUGCGGCAACCAAAAUAAGAAGCUAGCUUCUUCAGCUGACAGCUUGAUCUCAAAGGCGAUCGAACGAACAACUCGGCAUGUCAAAUUUCACUCUGUUUUGUUCAAUCAUUAAGGAAACUUCAUCAAACACAGCACAGGAUGCAGAGACUCUGAAAUUAUGAGAAUCAUUAAGGCUGGUUAACCAUAAGUUGUGAGACCGAGUUUACAAGGUGAAGGAGAAAAGUUGUGGGUCCUCCUUAUGAUGCUACUAACGGCUGUCCGAAGUGCAAGGGUAAACAUGAACUCAAAUAGGAUAGGAUUGUGCGCAUAGAACCCUUCAAAUCCAAAUGAAGAGAGAGCUACUAGAACUGAAAAAUCAGGUCGGAUUUGAAGAUGAAUUGAAAUUUUGGUGACGUUUAAAUUAGCAUUAAGUAUUCUACCAAAAUUUCAACGUGUUAAUCUUUUGAAGCUCCAACAAAUUUCUU
Molecule: messenger RNA, 2431 nt
Organism: Cucurbita maxima (winter squash)
Lineage: Eukaryota; Viridiplantae; Streptophyta; Magnoliopsida; Cucurbitales; Cucurbitaceae
Product: pentatricopeptide repeat-containing protein At4g21065-like
Exons: 3
Coding region: 53-1861 (602 amino acids)
Biological process (GO): RNA modification
Molecular function (GO): RNA binding; protein binding; zinc ion binding
Source: RefSeq, a predicted model, not a curated record